AGGCGAAUCCCGUUUUUAGGCUAGGUACUAUCUAUAUUGGAUAUCAUUGUUAUAAAUGGCUCUACGCAGGAUAUCUAUUCCAUCAGUUUGUAGGCUUUAUUCUUGUGCAUCUUUUAGGUAUCUCCAAAAAUGUUACAGCACAGAUGACCAGAAUUUCAAAAUAUAUACAAAAACUGGCGACAAAGGCACAUCUGCUACUCUGCUUGGUGACCGCAGGCCGAAGGACGACGACAUUUUCAAUGCUGUUGGUACUACUGAUGAGCUGUCGUCGGCAAUUGGCUUGGCUAAGGAAUUUGCAGAAGAUAACUGUCAUUUAUUUGUGAGUCAGUUGGAAGAGAUUCAAUGUGCCCUGCAAGAUAUUGGGUCAAAUAUUGCAGCUCCAAGACAAAUGGCAUCUGAUAACCAAUUAAGAAGUACAGCAUUUGAGGGUUCAAGGGUUGAACUACUAGAAGAAUGGAUUGAUGAACACACGGACAAGCUACCGCCAUUGAAGAAUUUCAUUUUACCCUCUGGAGGGAAGACGAGUUCCUCUCUACACAUUGCCCGUUCCGUUUGCAGGCGAGCAGAACGCAGUGUUGUUCCAUUGGUGAGAGAAGGCAAUGUAGAUGAUACGGUUGGUAGAUAUCUCAACAGACUGAGUGAUUAUUUAUUCACUGUUGCGCGACUGGCUGCCAAAGAUGAAGGGAAAGUUGAGACGAUCUACCGAAGACCAAGAAAACGGAGAAACCCCAAAAAAUGAUUGAUGGAUUCUCAUAAAAUGCAAGGCCAAUGGGUAUUACCUCGGUACCUUUGCUAGGCCCAUGCUAGGUCUAACAAUCGGGAUAGAAUAGGUCCAAGCCAACCAUAUCUGUUGUUGCAGGAUUAGCAGAAUGUUUACACAAUCAUUUUUAAAAUGGAAAACCUCAUUAUAUUGUAUUUACAGUAUUCUGUUUUUAGUGAUACACAGGUCUUGGUGCUAGGGAAAUGUAUUUUGACCUGCUGCUAGAUAGAGAGUUAGUUCAGUUGGUUAAACUGGUUAAAACCCAGUACAUUCUUCGGAAAGAGUGGAUUUUUUCUCCCAGUGUAGGCCUACUGCCCUAUUCACCCACCAGAAGUACCCCACCGGAAAUAUGUCUUCGGACUUUGUGGAUUAUUCUUUGUGUGAUAAUGUGUAUGCACAUAAUUAUUGUGCAAAUUCAACAUCCAGUAUGCUGGUAAUUGGAUGGUCAGUCCCACAUGAUUUAUGUGUGUACCUCUAUAGGGAAUGGGUCAAUUUUACGACUGCAAUGUCACUAAAAAGAAAUUUAUUCAGUUUAAUAAAUUAUAAUUAUUUUUAUUUGAGUUGAUUUCAUAUAUUUAUCUUGUCGUACAAUUGAACCUGGACCCACAAUGAAUGUUAUCACAAAACAUUCUCCAAAGACAUUUCAUUUUUAUCAGAUUUGGACAAAACAAUGGGCUCCAUAAUCCAAACUUGCUGACAGUAAUUUCACAUAGGCCUAUCUCUUUAGUUAAUUCAUGAUAUUUACAAUUAUUGCCGGUAUUCUCACAGAGAAGCAAAAUUUAACACAAAAUCUUGCAAUGUCUUCUUUCAUUUUACAUAACCCUACUUUUUUCAUUCGUUUAUUCGUGGUAGAUUGCAUUAACUUAGCUUAGACAAGUUUGUUUAGCUUUGAAAAAAAUUAUGCACAAUUCGCCAUCGUAAUGUAGGCCUAUUCUGUGAUGAUUACAUGAUCGUGGGCCUAUCACAUUACAUCGCCCAGAUUGCAUACUAGAUAGAAUGCUGUUUUGCAACCAUUUUGAAUCUACCCAGCGGCGUACUGUAUAUGAGGGUUUGCGCGGGGUGCGAAAAAAGGCUCGCCCCCGUUGCCCACUUUCCAUUGGAAAUUUUCGAACAUCAAUUUGUUCAAGAAGUAGUUGAAAAUCACCUCAUAUCACAUUUGCCAGCUAUGGACCCCUCAAUUAAUCAAUGAACGCUUCACCUUCACAUCCCUAUCGGCCCCCACCCCCAUGACUCUUAGAUACGCCUCUGACUGUGACGCAUGAGUACCUUACGAGUACGCACAAAAAAAAAGUGAUAACCAAUUGAAAUUUCUUCCCACAAGACAACUCAGUAUUUUAUUAAGCUAGUUGAAAAAAGUGCGUGACUGAAAAAUUAUACCGUAUUGUAAUCCCCUUCUUCAGUAAACUAACCGACUGUCAUAUCACGACAUGUUGUAGUCAAUCAGAAAAAAUUGGUUGUACACAAUUUCAAUUUUAAUACUACAGCAUACUAUUAAUAUUUUUAACAGUAGGCCUAUUGUUACAUCGUUUAUCUUAUUUUUUUUCGCUAUGCGCGCUCUGUGCGUCAUGGACGUUCCCGAGGGUCUGAGAAUUUAUCCUGAAAGCAUUAUCAAAAUUAUUUGGAAUUAAUAAGAUUCAAAUAAAUCAAAAAUCUGUCUGUGUAUGCGUGUUUAUAUGACGAUGUCGACCUCUACAAUAAAGCUAAAAGGAUCCAAGUAUGAAUUAUGCGUUGCUUAACUGAAGCGAUAUUUACCCAAUUAAGCCACAUUAGUUGAACAUGUAACGAUUGCAAAUAUUAUGUUUUGUUUAUUUUUAGAUGGACGGUUUGAUGCAAUAGUACUGUAUAUCGGAUUAAAAGCUUACACAUGAUAUCAAACUA
Molecule: messenger RNA, 2638 nt
Organism: Anneissia japonica
Lineage: Eukaryota; Metazoa; Echinodermata; Crinoidea; Comatulida; Comatulidae
Product: corrinoid adenosyltransferase-like
Exons: 9
Coding region: 56-739 (227 amino acids)
Molecular function (GO): corrinoid adenosyltransferase activity
Source: RefSeq, a predicted model, not a curated record